CGCGAUUCGCGGAGGAUCCGGGACACCUGUAAGAUCAGUGAUACCUCCGAUCAGAAUCGUUCGAGGCCCGAGUGAUCUGUUGACGAAUCUGUUAUUCGAUCGGUCCCGUCUGGUCGCUUCGCUCGGUUUGCCCGCGAGCUGUUCCUCUCGCGCGCAAUCACGUAUCCGUGGUUCUCUCGGGCCGGCGAGCAUCGUUGCCUUAGUUGCGGGCUUGCGCUGCAAUCGCAUCGAGCGGCCAACAGCUUGAACAGUGCUUCAGCAGCUCUCGGGGCCGAAUGGUUGACUACGGCGAUCCUUGAUCCGGCCGCUUUUUCUCUCUUUCUCUCCCUCCGGGUUCUCACGAGCACCCUGAGCGCCGCCCGGUCGCGUGCAAUCUACCACCGGUGACCGCGAGGAGGACCCCGCCGUCUCUCUGCUCGUUGAAGGAUACCGAGAUUGCCCUGCAAGGAUAUUACCGAUUGCCAACAUGAGCCGCGCACACGUCUUCGCAGUUUGCCUCCUGUUCAUUCUCAAUUUUUAUGGUAUCCACGCCAUUCAAUGUUACUUGUGUAACAGUCACAACGACAGCCGAUGUUCCGACGAAACGCCGCCGGAUGCCCUUAAAAGAGAUUGCUCCGAACUGAAGAACGGCGCGAAAUACACGAUGUGCCGAAAGAUUACGCAAGUCAUCGAGUUUAGCGUUAAUGGACUUCCAGCUGACACUCGUGUAAUAAGGAGCUGCGGAUGGGUCGAGACCAGCUACAAAGGGAAGUGCUACCAGCGCAGCGGCUUCGGCGGCCGCCAGGAGGUUUGCUCAUGUUUGACAGACUACUGCAACGCUGCCACGCCGGUCGUCCCGCCGGCGAAGUCGCUGAUCCUACUUUGUGUUCUGGGCAGCGUUCUGCUAGCAUUCAUCCGUAACUAGACCUAAGAGAAGUUUACCAUGCUCCCGAACAAUCGACGAAAGAGAUACGUUCGAGAUCGUUAGUACACCAGCAGACAGCUUCGAACCUUGCAUACUCGAGAAACAAGAAGGGAACGGACUGGCAGACAGAUCGACGGAUACCAAAGAGAGAGAGAGAGAGAGAGAGAGAGAGAGAGAGAGAGAGAGAGAUGAUAUCGACGCUCGUCGUACCCUUGAUCUCUCGCCUCGCAGAUAAAGAGAGGAUCGCGAAGACGAGGGAAGGCCACUUUCGAAGUGCAAAACUAAUCCGCAUCUAAACUAUAGAGAAUCUUUUCUUUCCGUUUACAUUCCGACAAUCGAACCACGCUAGCGAUCUCGAAGCAAUCGAGGGAACGGAGGAUCCACGAACGGAGCCGGCGUUUUAUUCGACGUAACUCUAGAGAGCCGGGCUCUUGCAGCCUCCUCCUGUCCGUUGGUUAACGAUUAUCGUAGCUUUAGAGAAAACCGUGCACGCUGUUCCUGGUUCGCGCACUAACGGGACUAAACAAAAUUUUACUCUUUCGCGAACACGAGAUUCGAAUCGUUAAGGGAACAAUCGAAACACAUACGCGCGAAACAAUGGCGAUGAAAAAGUGGUUACAAAGCUGCGUGCUGCGCCAAGAGGAAAUCGUACAAACGCGCGAGCGCGCGUGAAAAAGAAAGACAAAAUGAAAAGCGAAAUUUUGUCGUUUAUACCGAGAGAUGUUCGUUCGUGCAUCGUCGCUAGUCCAUUACGCGUUCACGGUUCGUGUUCCGACGUCUUCGUUUAGGGAAAACGGGCCGAGUAGAUUGUUCAGGGACUCACCGUUUUCGCGACGGCGAACCGUGCAGGAAUUCAGGAACAGUCACAUUUUUUCGUACUUUUUGCAAAUGCGCGCCGGCGAUCAUCCGUCGGCCGCGUCUCUAUGUAACUCUUUUAUCGGAAAUUUUCAACUUGUAGGUGCUGAAAGUGUGGCGUCGGUGUCACAUUGUGUUCAUUCGACGAUUUUUCUGCAUAGAGCUUAAGAAUGAUAAAUACGUACGCAACGAUUGCGCAACUUGUUGAUGAUAUCUUGUUGUAAACUGUAUUCGCGUGAACAACAUCUGUACAAUAUGUUUUUUUGUGCGAAACGAGGAAAAUAUAUCAAAGUUGUCGUUGCGGAGA
Megalopta genalis is the source of this 2066-nucleotide messenger RNA. RefSeq names its product UPAR/Ly6 domain-containing protein crok. Gene Ontology annotation, biological process: sleep; positive regulation of voltage-gated potassium channel activity; regulation of synaptic transmission, cholinergic. NCBI's taxonomy places the organism in Eukaryota, Metazoa, Arthropoda, Insecta, Hymenoptera, Halictidae. The record is from RefSeq and is a predicted model, not a curated record.